Molecule: messenger RNA, 1119 nt
Organism: Condylura cristata (star-nosed mole)
Lineage: Eukaryota; Metazoa; Chordata; Mammalia; Eulipotyphla; Talpidae
Gene: CCR9
Product: chemokine (C-C motif) receptor 9
Exons: 2
Coding region: 1-1119 (372 amino acids)
Biological process (GO): immune response; chemotaxis; G protein-coupled receptor signaling pathway
Cellular component (GO): membrane
Molecular function (GO): chemokine receptor activity
Source: RefSeq, a predicted model, not a curated record
AUGGGAUCUUGGUUUUCCUUACAGAGCAACCUCAGUGACUACUUGAUAUACUGGGAAGAUACUUUAGAUGACAACAUGAUUGACAAUGCCACCUUUCGUUUCUGCAAUAAAGACAACAUCAGGCAUGUGAUAAGCAUUUUGAUCCCGUUUAUGUACUGGCUUGCAUUCAUCAUUGGUGCCUUGGGCAACAGCCUCGUCAUUCUUGUCUACUGGUUCUGCACGAGAAUCAAGACCAUGACCGACAUGUUCCUUCUGAACAUGGCCAUCGCUGACCUGCUCUUUACCUGCACUCUUCCCUUCUGGGCCAUCGCCAUUGCUGACCAGUGGAAAUUCCACAACCUUGCGUGCAAAGUGGUCAGCAGCAUGUACAAGAUGAACUUCUACUGCUUUGUGUUGCUGAUAGCGUGCAUCAGCUGGGACCGGUACUUAGCAAUUGCUCAGGCUACAAAAGAGUGGACCCCCAGGUGGAGAUCUCUUAAAAAAAGCAAAAUCAUUUGUUUUAUUGUCUGGGGCCUGGCGAUUUCCAGCUCCUUGCCAGAAAUCCUGUACAGCGAAGUCAAGGAGCUAUCCAACAUUUCCAUUUGCACCUCAGUCUACCCUAAGAAUAAGAACCCCAAACUGAAGUCAAUUAUUUUGAUCCUGAGGGAGAGCCUGGGGCUCAUAUUACCCUUUGUGAUCAUGAUUUGCUGUUACGCAAUUGUCAUUCACACUCUGAUACAAGCCAAGAAGUCACCCAGGCGGCAGGCCCUCAAGAUCAUCAUCAUUGUCCUUACCAACUUCGUCUUGUCUCAGUUCCCUUACAACUGUGUCCUGUUGGUGCAGGCCCUUGAUGCCAACAUCUACUUCAUUUCUAGCUGUGAAUUGUCCAUUGAGAUGGACAAAAUCCUCCAGAGCACUCAGGUCAUGGCCUUCUUACACAGUUGUGCGAAUCCUAUUUUCUACCUUAUUUUGGGUAGGAGAUUCCGGCAGGAUAUUUGUAAAAUCCUGAGGAAGCUGAGCUGCUUUCCCCAGACUCAGUGCGUCCUGUUUUCCUGGAGACAGAGCAGCUCCAGCACAUCAUCCAUGUGUCCCACAGAGACAACCGUGUUCCAGAGCCACCCCUUCCGAAAGACGUCAUAG